Molecule: messenger RNA, 2884 nt
Organism: Peromyscus eremicus (cactus mouse)
Lineage: Eukaryota; Metazoa; Chordata; Mammalia; Rodentia; Cricetidae
Gene: Trpc1
Product: transient receptor potential cation channel subfamily C member 1
Exons: 13
Coding region: 80-2509 (809 amino acids)
Biological process (GO): calcium ion transmembrane transport; manganese ion transport; regulation of cytosolic calcium ion concentration
Cellular component (GO): membrane; cation channel complex
Molecular function (GO): store-operated calcium channel activity; inositol 1,4,5 trisphosphate binding; protein binding
Source: RefSeq, a predicted model, not a curated record
GCCGCACGCAGAUGUGGCCGUGGGAACGACUCACCCGUUUUCCAGCUCUGGGGCGGGGCUGGGGUCGGGGUCGGCGCCCAUGGGGGCCCCGCCUCCGUCCCCUGGCCUGCCCCCGUCGUGGGCCGCGAUGAUGGCGGCCCUGUACCCGAGCACCGACCUCUCGGGCGUCUCCUCCUCCUCCCUGCCUUCCUCCCCAUCCUCCUCGUCGCCCAACGAAGUGAUGGCGCUGAAGGAUGUGCGGGAGGUGAAGGAGGAGAACACCCUGAAUGAGAAGCUUUUCUUGCUGGCCUGCGACAAGGGUGACUAUUAUAUGGUUAAAAAGAUUUUGGAGGAGAACAGUUCAGGUGACUUGAACAUAAAUUGCGUAGAUGUGCUUGGGAGAAAUGCUGUUACCAUAACUAUUGAAAACGAAAGCUUGGAUAUACUGCAGCUGCUUUUGGACUACGGUUGUCAGUCCGCAGAUGCACUUUUGGUGGCAAUCGACUCUGAAGUAGUGGGAGCUGUUGAUAUACUACUUAAUCAUCGACCAAAACGAUCAUCAAGACCAACUAUAGUAAAACUUAUGGAACGAAUUCAGAAUCCCGAAUACUCAACAACGAUGGAUGUUGCGCCUGUCAUUUUAGCGGCUCAUCGGAACAAUUAUGAAAUUCUUACAAUGCUUUUAAAGCAGGACGUGUCUUUGCCCAAGCCCCAUGCAGUUGGCUGUGAAUGCACGCUGUGUUCUGCAAAGAACAAAAAGGACAGCCUCAGACAUUCCAGGUUUCGUCUUGAUAUCUAUAGAUGUCUGGCCAGCCCAGCUCUAAUAAUGCUAACAGAGGAGGACCCGAUCCUGAGAGCCUUUGAACUUAGUGCUGACUUAAAGGAACUCAGCCUCGUGGAGGUGGAAUUCAGGAAUGAUUAUGAAGAGCUAGCUCGUCAGUGCAAGAUGUUUGCUAAAGAUUUGCUUGCACAAGCCAGGAAUUCUCGUGAACUGGAAGUUAUCCUAAACCAUACAUCUAGCGAUGAGCCUCUUGACAAACGGGGACUACUAGAAGAAAGAAUGAAUUUAAGUCGCCUAAAACUUGCAAUCAAAUAUAACCAAAAGGAGUUUGUCUCUCAGUCAAAUUGCCAGCAGUUCCUGAACACCGUUUGGUUUGGACAGAUGUCAGGUUACCGCCGUAAGCCCACCUGUAAGAAGAUAAUGACUGUUUUGACAGUUGGCAUCUUCUGGCCAGUUUUGUCACUGUGUUAUUUGAUAGCUCCCAAAUCUCAAUUUGGCAGGAUCAUUCACACACCUUUUAUGAAAUUCAUUAUUCAUGGAGCAUCAUAUUUCACAUUCUUGCUGUUACUAAAUCUCUACUCACUUGUCUACAAUGAAGACAAGAAAAAUACAAUGGGGCCAGCCCUUGAGAGAAUAGACUACCUUCUCAUACUGUGGAUUAUUGGGAUGAUUUGGUCAGACAUUAAAAGACUCUGGUAUGAAGGGUUAGAAGACUUUUUAGAAGAAUCUCGUAACCAGCUCAGCUUUGUCAUGAAUUCCCUCUACUUGGCAACCUUUGCCCUCAAAGUGGUGGCUCACAACAAGUUUCAUGACUUUGCUGACCGGAAGGACUGGGAUGCAUUCCACCCCACACUUGUAGCAGAAGGGCUGUUUGCAUUUGCUAACGUUCUGAGUUACCUCCGACUCUUUUUUAUGUAUACAACCAGCUCGAUUUUGGGUCCACUGCAGAUUUCCAUGGGACAGAUGUUACAGGAUUUUGGGAAGUUUCUGGGGAUGUUCCUUCUUGUUCUGUUCUCCUUCACAAUUGGACUGACCCAACUCUAUGACAAGGGCUACACCCCCAAAGAGCAGAAGGACUGUGUUGGCAUCUUCUGUGAGCAACAAAGCAACGACACCUUCCACUCGUUCAUUGGCACCUGCUUUGCUCUGUUCUGGUACAUCUUCUCCUUAGCACACGUGGCCAUCUUUGUCACAAGGUUUAGCUAUGGAGAAGAGCUGCAGUCCUUUGUUGGAGCCGUGAUUGUGGGAACUUACAACGUUGUGGUUGUUAUCGUGCUUACGAAGCUGCUAGUGGCCAUGCUUCACAAAAGCUUUCAGUUGAUAGCAAAUCAUGAGGAUAAAGAGUGGAAGUUUGCUCGGGCAAAGCUAUGGCUUAGCUACUUUGAUGACAAAUGUACCCUGCCCCCACCUUUCAACAUUAUUCCUUCACCGAAGACUAUCUGCUACAUGAUCAGUAGCCUCAGUAAGUGGGUUUGCUCUCACACAUCGAAAGGCAAGGUCAAAAGGCAGAACAGUUUAAAGGAGUGGAGAAACUUGAAACAAAAGAGAGACGAGAACUACCAGAAGGUGAUGUGCUGCCUGGUGCAUCGGUACCUGACGUCUAUGCGACAGAAGAUGCAGAGCACAGACCAGGCGACCGUGGAGAAUCUCAAUGAACUGCGCCAAGAUCUAUCGAAAUUCCGAAAUGAAAUAAGGGAUUUGCUUGGCUUUAGGACUUCUAAAUAUGCUAUGUUUUAUCCAAGAAAUUAAUCAUUUUCUAAAUCUUGUAGAAAUAAUUUUCCAUAACAAAUCUGAGACUGUAUUUGCAUACCUUACAACUACACUAAGAUAUAUAUGGACAUAAACAAUUACACAAAAGCCAUUCUUUAAAUAUUUAUAACAUAAAUAUAUGUCAUGUAAAAUAUGUAUAUAGAGUUAGUUUUUUAAAACCUGUCUGUGGCUUUUUGUAGAAGUGAAACAGAACAAGUAAACGGGUUUGUUAGCAUGCAAUUUUGUUUUCUUAGUUCGUUAGUGCUUAAAAUUUGUAAUAUUUAAGAGGGGCAGCUAUCAGUGUACACAUUGCCCGCUCCCUUUUAUAAAAUGAAGAUCAGCAAAUGCAGCUACCUUAAGAGACACUUGAAAUGU